GAUCCCACACGCUCCAUGUAGACGUGAGCUGCGCAACGAGUGGGCAUCACGCGGUUGAUUCGACACCACAGAACACCUAUACACUGUGACACCAUCAAUCACCCUUGCCUCGUUGUGGGCUGCAAGUCCGUUGAUUGGCGACAGGGGAAGAUACGACACCAUGUGCCUGGAAAAAACAGCAGGCGCACCAAGGGGCUGCAGCGCAUCAGAUUGCCCGUAUCAGAUCGGCGGAGGGAUUUACGCGUAUGCGGUCGCCACUUUAAGCUGGAAGACUACGAACGCAAUUCCGUGCUUGUGCGGCGAUGUGAAGAGGCAUCCCCUCAAAUCCGACGCACUGCCGUCUUUGUUCCUUCCUGUUGAAAAGAAAUUACAGCCUUUUCCGCAUCACACACUGCCCCAGAAAAGUGUCGGAGAGUGUGGCACAGUCUUGGUACCUUCUGCUAGCCAGGCAACCACACAAAAAAACUCUGCACAAGGCAGCCAUGAGUACAGUGGUAACUCGGAAGACCAUGGAAUGCCGGUCCGUCGACAGCAGCUGCCUUCACCACAGAAUCCGCAGUACGGACACAGUGUGGUGCUUCAUCACAUGAGCAGCAGUAGCAGCUUCAGCCGAUGUUGCUUCAGUGCCACAGCUCCCAGAGGUUUCAGGACUCUCGGUGGGUCAACACCUGUGCGAAUGGAUGAAUCUUCUCCCGCUAAAAAAUCCAGCUGCUGAAACAUCUGUCCAAAUGGACGGAUCUUUCCCUGCUGAGGAAGAAAAGCCAGCUGCUCAAGUUGACAUCACAUGCUUGCCUUCAUGCAGCGAGAGUUUCUGCAGAGGGGGUGUGCGAGCAACUUCACAAGCUCCGGUGGAGAAGCCAGCCACUUGUUUGAGGGAGUGGGGCUGGAGUUGGCAACUUUCUCCUGGCUGCUGGCAUGCUGUACUAAAGCUGCGUGGUGGCUGCAACCUUCCAAUGUCUUGGUGCUCAAGUCAUCCCGGAGUGCAGCUUCUACAACUACCAGAGGGCCUACUUGCUCCCUACAGUAAAACAGGUGCAGUUAUUGGUCAACAUUUAAAUAUAAUUACAUCAAGACUUUUAGACAUAUUACGCAGCGUGAACACAAAUGCUUAUACUUCUCUUGCCUUACAGUGAAUCUUACUUUUUUAGCAUAAUUUUGCCAUUGAUUUACACAUUGCAAAUCAUUUGCUUCCAUCUCUGUAUCUUUGUCAAUGUAAUCUAAAUUUAGAACAUGAAAUCAUUUUGUAUAAAACUUGUACAAAAGUAGCCCAUCUGAUUUUUUGGUUACAAUGCGAAAGAGAAGCCUAAUAUUUUUGCAUGCUAAUAUCAAAUUGUAGAAACCAGUCAUCUGGAAAAAUCAUAGUUUCACAAACAGUUUUAGCAUACUGCCUUAUUUAUCUUACUGCGCAAUAUGAAUACUGAUGAUAGAACUGAGUUUGAGAUGAUGAACAUGUACAGUGGUAAAAAUCUAGCAGUGGUGGAGUACUCGUGGGCAUAUCGGCAUGAAUCAUCAUUGCUAUUAUAUCAGGCCCCGGAAACUCGGUGCUAGUUCCCGUUUCAAAGAACAUGCACGCUCGUAGAAUUUGCUGGGCAUCCUGAGAUCCGGUUGAAUGGAGUGAGGUUGAUGUGAAUGUUCGCAUUUAUUGGCCAUCACAAGUUUUUACAAACAAAAAAGCCUACGUCCCGCAAAAGAGCUUCUGUUUUGUUUAUAUGUUUUUUUUUCUUAUUCCUUAUUUUGUGAAUUUUAAAUCAGGUGAAGCGCAAAGAGUGAUUGACUUGCGUUCGUAGCGCUUGCCUCCGCUCCUUCUUGCCUCUCGCUCAGCGAUAUUAGAAGCUGGAUCUCGCUCAGAAGCUGAAUCUCGCGCAUAAACUCAAAGCGUCACCAACUUUUGCCAAAUUACUAGCCUUCAAAAUGAUAAUACUUCCUAAACUGCAAUACGCUUCGGUCGUAUGGAACCCCUUCCUUAAAAAAAAUAAGUACCGGCUUGAAAUGGUGCAAAGACGCGCUGUACGCUUUAUUUUCAACAAAUAUAGGACCACCGACUCGCCAACUUCUCUAAUGCUGGCGAAUAGCAUUUCAACCCUGGAAGAUAAACAAAAAAUCGAUAGGCUGAAACUGCUGUUUGCUCUUUAUACUGGUUCCACAAAGGUAAAUGCAUCGGUAUACAUUCAACCAUUUCAAUCACGCCCCACGAGACAUCGACACACGCACAGUUUGCUUCCGUAUCAAGCCCACGCGAACACGUUCAAGAAUUCGUUUUUCCCACGUACAGUAUCGGAAUGGAAUUCACUGCCUGAAGUGGUUUUCACAUCUCAGUCUAUGUGCCAUUCUGAGCGUGCAAUAUUGUCUGUACUGUAGUCUGUACUCGACUUGCUUUACUGUUUAUCGCAAUUGUGAAUGUAUAAUAGGGAGAUAGACUCAUCACCGUUGUUCUGAAGGUCGUAUUAACCUGUGUUUAAGCUCAUCUAUAUAUCUUUGUAUAAUGUACUUAGCUUCUGUAUUUUGUGCACAUCAUUCAUCUAUCUCGCUUACAUGUGUUUUCCACUUAAUUUUUGUGCCUCUCCUGCUUGGUCUUUUUCAAGACCGCAGUAAGUUGUAAAUAAAAAAAUAAAUAAAAUCUUGGUCGGUUACCGUGUCAACUACGAGAAAGAUAAUGACGGCAACUUGUGACGGGCAGAGAAUGAACCACAGUGAGCUAUGCCGAACAAGUAAACCAUGCAUUCGUCAAAGAUGGCUUAUUCGGGCAACACAUGUUUUUUGCGGCUUUGAGGUGUGCUAACCCAGGCAUUUCUAGUUCCGUGAAGGUUUUUCAGCGUUUUCUAAAAGCAACGGGUGAGCACAAGAACUUGGACCAAUUAUUGGAGCAAGUAUUGAUUUUGCAUGAGUACAAAUGAGCAAACCCAGUUCUCCGCAAGCCAGACUGGACUGAGAGAAGUGCUGUGUCGCUUGACAGAUUGGUGAACACAGCAGCCAAGCUCCUGUCGAAAAAAUGAGUUUAUUGAAAGGCUUAAAUUUGAUUUUCUCAACUACAUUGUUUUAGCUACUUUUACUUUUGGAAACUAGUUAAAAUGAUGUCAAAUAAUUAUAGGCCACUUCCUGCUUAUGAAAUUCUUGUAGCGGUGGUUUCAAAUUUUGCGAGUCCUUACUUUUAAUAAUGUCACUCGAAUACACGUGAUGGACUAAAUGCUUCUAAAUAUUAUUACAGAGAAUGUCGAUGGAGGCAGUGUUUUGACAAGUCAACUUUUCUUCGUCAAGGCAACGCUGUUGCUCUCAUGAGGACAAGUGAACUUGCCGAAACAUUGUUUUCAGCGACGUUCUUUCUCAAAGAACUGAUCGCUUCAAGCCUCUUCGUGCCUCUGAACUUUAGUCUCCUUUGGUACUCAAUUUGUACGCCCGUCGUCAUAACAAACGCGAUUGAGUCAAAUAUGUGUCUUAUCCGUCAUUGUUGAUGAUUUUAACAUUGGUUCAGAUAUUGGCUUCAACGUUUGCUCAAUAUGUCCAUAUGUCAGUUGUAAAUUGAAGCUGAAUCUAUAGAUUGACACUUUCACACUACGUGUAUGUACCUGUUUUUUACGCAAGACAUGCAAUAAAAAAGCAUUUCAUUCGUGUCAA
This is a messenger RNA of Rhipicephalus microplus (southern cattle tick), 3612 nucleotides long. RefSeq lists its product as uncharacterized. The record is from RefSeq and is a predicted model, not a curated record. NCBI's taxonomy places the organism in Eukaryota, Metazoa, Arthropoda, Arachnida, Ixodida, Ixodidae.